AUGGCGAGCGCGGGCGGCGACGAGGACGACGGGCAGCCCGGGUUUCUGGACAAGAUUUCCAAGAUGCUGAGGGACUUCGGGAUUGGCAGGAGGAGCAUCUGGGAGGGCGGUGUUGGGGCGUUCGUGUUGGGCGGGGCAGUUUUGACGUUCUGGUUGCUCUCUUGGGCACGGGGGUCACAAUUAAGGAAGGGCCGUCCCUAUCAGGCGACAGUGGUAUUUCCACAGGCGUGUGGCAUCACUGUGGGUACUCCUGUAAGGAUACGAGGGGUGCCAGUUGGGAGUGCCCUUAAUGUCACACCAAGAUUGGAUGGUGUCGAUGUGCAAAUUGAGGUGAAGGAUGAUGGCAUCGUCAUACCCUUGAACUCAGUGGUGGAGGCCAACCAGUCAGGUCUGAUUGCAGAGCCUUUUGUUGACGUGACGCCACAGCUUCCCCUGCCUGACUUUGAGGCAGGUCCCCUGAGUUCUGACUGUGACAAGGAUGGCAAGAUCGUUUGUCAUCGAGGAAGGAUUCAGGGGGAACAAGGCGUCAGUCUUGACGACUUGGUGUACAUCUGCACCAAACUUGCCCGCCAGAUGGACGCCGAUGGUGUGGAUUCCAUGUUUAAGGCAGCUGAAAGCUUGUCAGAGGCACUGGAUAUUGCCCAGCCUCUCAUAUUGCAGGCUGCUGGAUUCGUAGAGGAGAUGACGCCCUUGCUGGCAGACCUCCGGUCGGGCGGGCUGGUCGGCAAUGUGGAGGCGCUGACGAAGUCUGUGGCCGAGGCCGCGAGCGACAUUCAGCUGCUCCAGAAGGCGGUGCUGGACGACGAGAACAUUGGCGCUAUUCGUGGGGCCGUGAAGACCCUCACGCAGACCCUCCAGAACGUUGAGAGCAUCGCUGGAGAUAUGAGCGUGUUCACUGGAGACUCGAAGGUCAUGGGCAACCUGAAGCGCCUCAUUGGGGCGCUUAGCCGCAUUGUUGAGGAAUGA
This is a messenger RNA of Ostreobium quekettii, 966 nucleotides long. Lineage: Eukaryota; Viridiplantae; Chlorophyta; Ulvophyceae; Bryopsidales; Ostreobiaceae. The record is from the annotation of a GenBank genome assembly.